Messenger RNA from Homalodisca vitripennis (glassy-winged sharpshooter), 821 nucleotides. RefSeq lists its product as uncharacterized. The transcript has 3 exons. NCBI's taxonomy places the organism in Eukaryota, Metazoa, Arthropoda, Insecta, Hemiptera, Cicadellidae. Bases 143 to 496 code for a protein of 117 amino acids. The record is from RefSeq and is a predicted model, not a curated record.
UUAAUUAUAGAUUCGUACAGAAAUCACCAUUGUUUGUGGCGAGUGAAGUGUAAAGAGUACUCACAUAAAAGUCUAAAAGAAAAUGCGUAUUUAGACCUUGUGCAAAACUGUGGUGCCUGAUUGUACAGUUGAUUAUGUGAAGAUGAAAAUUGAUUUGCUUAGAGGUAAUUUUAGAAGAGAACAUAAGAAAGUUACCGAGAGCAAAAGAUCAGGAGCUGGCACAGACGCAGUCCAUGUACCUAAACUAUGGUAUUACAAACUGAUACUAUUUUUAAGUGAUCAAGAAGAAGUACGUCUGUCGAUCACAUCAUUAGAUUCUCCGACAGAAGAUUCACAACAAACUGGCGCAGGUCAUGCUGUUGACGAUGUACUCAGUGAGUGCGAGGAAGAUGAGGUAACGGAUGACCCAAGACCGAAGGAACAAUCUCAACCAGAAACUAGUACGCUGUCUACGUCAUCUGCUCCCACGUUCGGACGGAAGAAAAGAGUCAGAUGACACCUCAACAUCUACUGCUGCUGAUUACCUAAAACAAGCAGUUGACAUUCUGCAGCGAGAAGAGGAUGAAUACGACAAAUUUGCUAGAAAUGUUGCCGCAAAACUCCGAAAAAUGGAUGAUAAUGUAUUUUUGCCGAGAAAUUGAUAAAUCAAGUUAUAUUUCAAUGUGCUCUAGGGAAACUUCAAGAAGACUCAAUUAUCCAUACACCGGUUUCUUUCAUCGCCACGUCUGGUAACUCCUUCAGGAGCAGCUUAACAAGUGCUUCCAACGAUAAUUAUCAAUACAACGCUUCUUACGACUUUUAUCAUUUGUAAAUUGGAGUUU